UAUACUUGUUUUUAUUUUAAAAAAUGCAAUAAUGGCAUUUUAAAGUAUCUAUGAAUAAAGCUGCAUGAAUGUUCCCAUAAAUUACUUAAUCAAAUAUUUCACAUGUCCCAGAUGCUCAAGAUUUUAAAUUACUGCAGUAUGCACUAAGUUAUGCUUACAAGGACCUAAUGUUUCAGUAAACAUAUUGACUAGCUGACAUAUAAUAACACAGUUCUUAAAUUCAGAAGUCACUAACAUUUAAAUAGUAAUAUAAUUACAAGAAUUGUCACCUGUAUACAUUGUUGGACUCCUUUCACAUUUUAUAUCUAGUCAAAAAGUUGGUCAAAAUAUUUUUUUUUCAACUAGGGUGAAUGAUAGGAGCUUGUUGACCACACAUGUGAGACAUACGUCCAGAGCAUCGUGAUCGUUAGGGGUAACUGGCCCUCUAGAGAGGCUCUGGGAUGCUCUUUUAAGUGGUCCACAGGCUGGCCCUCCAGUCACGCCCAUUGCGGAGCUUAGUCGUGUGGAGGCUACUGUGAGAAGGUGUCCCCUGGCACGGGGGUGUUUUGGUGCAGGUGUCAAAGCCAGGCUGGUCUUUUGCCUUCAAAGUUUCCGUGGGAAAAGUUACCUCCAAAUCUGAGUUGUCAACACCAGGACUGUCACAUACUCCUGUGGCAGCAUUCACGGAUGGGAGCUGUAAGAGGUUGAGACAAAAUGCAGGUGGGACGUGUCUGAGACAAAUCUGGCCAAAGCUCUAGCUUUUCCCAGGGUUUGCUGCUCAUUCCCAACUCCAAUGCUCUGUUUAGAAUUUUAAUACUUUUAACAAAAUAUUACAUGCAUAUAAAAGAAAGCAUAUAACAGAUAUUUAUGUUCUAAGACUAGAAAGACGAACACCUGUGUGUGCACUGCCUGGCUGAAGAGCAUUGCCAAUGCACGGAGUGCCUCCUCUGCACUUUUCUCCAGUUUGCUGCCCCUUUUCUCUCUCCCGCCAAACCUCCCCUCUGUGCCUUUUACGUUCUGUCUUAUGGUUUGAUUCUACAUGUGUGGUCUGUAGACAAUACAUUAUUUUAUGUGUUUUUGAAGUUUAUAUAGAUGGAUUCAUAUUCUAUUUGGCUUUUCUUUCAUUCAACAUUUUUUUUCCUGAGAUUUUAUUUGUAUUUAUUUGUGUAGCUACACUUCAUUAAUUUUCACUGCUGUGAAAGAUUCCACUGUAUGACUAUUCAAAAGUUUUUAAUGAUCUCUUGAUCAUUUGAAUUGUUCAUAGUUGGGUGUUUUAUUUUUACUUUGCUGCUAAAAACAAUGUUGCUAAGCCCUUACAUGUCUGUGAUACAUAGGUGCAGGUGGUUGUCUGAGAAGUACAUCUAGUCAUUGAAAUAAUUAGCCAAUGGGCAUGUGCAACUUCAAAUAUAAUGCUAAGUUAUUGUCUAAAGUGGCUGCUGAAUUUAAAUUCCCACCAGUACAACAUUCGGAAACCACAACUUUUCUAAUUUCUCCCAAUCCUGGGUAUCAAAUGAUACCUCCUGGUUUAAAUUUAUGUUUUCCUGGUUACUAUCUGAGGCAUUUUCUCAUAAGCUUUUUGACUACUUCCUCUUCUUUGAAUAUCUGUUUUUGACAUUUCCCAUUUCUCUGUUGGGCUUUCUUUUAUCUUUUGACAUAGAGGUAUUUUCAGUGCAUUCUGCGCAGCACCCUUUUGGAUUUCAUGCUCCCCGUGUUUGUGGAUCAACUCUUCAUUUUCUUUAUGGUGCCUUUGGAUAAAGACAAUUGUAACUGUAGUGUUUCUUCCCAUUUUCUGUCACCCACGCCUCAGCCUCGAACUUACGUUUUUGUUUUCGUUGUUACUCUGCACUACAAUCUGGGGUUACCCCUUCAGGUCUUUCUUUUAGUUCACUGGAUCUUUAAGUGUGUGCUAAUUUGUGGUAUAACCCAUCGUUCAGCUUUUUACUUCAAAAGAUUUUUUAUUUCUAAAGUCAUCCAUUUUCUUGUUUUUUAUGUCUGACUGGAUGUUUUUUGAUCAUUAAAAAUUUUUUUCUCUUUUAUCUCUUUAGCCACUUAGAGCAUAACAAUUUUAUAUUCUGUGUCAGUUAAUGCUAACACCUGAGGCCAUCAAGCUUUUACAUUUGUGGCUUGCUGUUGGCCUGGUUCCUCACCUGCCUAUAUUAAUGUUUGCUUGUGAGCUCAUACUUGGCUGAACUUCAUCUGUAGGAAUUACGAGGGAUGUAUAUUAAGGAUAUUGUUUUUUUUUCCAGAAUAGUCUUGCCUAUCCUUCAGUGGGGAACCAGGACUUCAACAAGCAGCCAACUUAGGGCAGCAUUUAUUUAAUUAUUUGGCCUGGGCCAGGCAUGAUGGCUCAUACCUGUGAUCCCAGUGCUUUGGGGACAAGAUACGGUGAUUGAGGCCUGGAGUUCAAGACUAAACUGGGCAACAUAGUGAGACUCUUACCUCUCCAAAAAAAUAAAAAAUAAAAAAAUAGCUGGGCAUAGUGGCAUGUGCCUAUAGUCUUGGCUACUUGGAGGCUGAGACGGGAGAAUUGCUUGAGCCCAGGAGUUCAAGACUGAGUGAGCUAGGAUUGUGCCAUUGCAAUUCAGCCUGGGUGACAACGUGAUGCCCUACCUUAAUAAUAGUUAUUAUUUGACCUGGAGUUUUCCUGGCAGCCCAAGUAAUGUAAACUUCACACCAUCUGAGAUCUGGACUUCUAUUGUGGGUUCUGAGGGAAGACAAUUAUUUUCUUGUUGUAUUUAUCCUGAGAGUAGGCAGGGACAGGACAGGUAGGCUUCCUAUCUGUUUCCUCUGCAACAGGCUGUUGGCUUUUGGUGACGGUGAGGUUCUUUCUAGAGUCAUUUGAAUUUAGGAUCUCAGACUUAACAGUGUUACUUUUCUGCAGACCCUUAGCUUUUUUAAAUUAGUGUCCAAAGCUCUGGGUGCCUGGUUUGGUCAUUUUUUUUUCCUGCCUGAAGGUCCCAGCUUCAGGAUUUGUUUAGCAUUUUGGUUUAGUUUGUAGGUUUCAUCUUUUGUUAGCUUCCCUUGUUUUCUGGAGGGCUCCGCAGUGUGUUUACCUGUAAGCUAGUUGUUUAUCCGUCAUGCAAGUGUUUAAUGAAGGGAGAGCUUUCCUGAAUAUGUAGCCCAUCAAGGAUUAGAACUCCAAAUCUGCCCCAGUGCUGUUUGCCAUUAAAAUAACCACUUCUCCCUCAUCCCAACUCUGACAAGUGCACAUGGUUAAGAAACACCAAAACUUGAUGAUUGGAAACAAUCACAUCUGGAUCUCAUUCAUCGGUUUUAGAAUUUCGUUCCAUGUGACUGCUGCCGGGGCCACGGAAUAAAGGCUUAGAGUGCGAAGCGCCCGCAUCUGCUGCGUCGGCGUCACCAGCGCAGCCCUGUUUCGUCCUUUGUUUAUGGAGGAUCUGAGCAGAAUUUCACCUCCAAGAACAAACACUUGAAACUAGUGCAGUCUAUCUGAUACCAUCAUGAGGAAACAUUGGCCCAGAGGCCGUAUCUUUAGGGGAGAUAUAGGGAAUGAGGUUCCAGUAGGACUUUCAACUUCAAAUUUCAACCUCAGUUUCCCUAUACUGAAGUGUCAGAUUAUAUUUUAGAAAUCAUACUUGUCCACAUUACAGGCUUGUGUUUUAAUCUUACUUCUUAUUUUUUAAGGGUUUUAUGGAUUUCUCAGCCACAUUCAUAUCAGAGGAAAGAAGCAGAUUGUUGUGAGCAUUAUGACGAUUACCGAUUGUCAUUAUCAUGUAAAAGAAAUGGAGAAUCUUAAAGAGCAAUGUAACUUUUUUGAUCUUAUACUGAUUCAAUGAGCUAAGACUAUGAUCCAGACGUUUUCACUCUAAAGCACUUAUUUAUACACUUUGUUGUAAUAAGAUAAUGUUCAACCUAUCAUUAAAGAUGGCCAAAAUAUUUUAGAUACAUUUGUAUGUUUUAAUUUUACCAGGUCAAUAUGAGAAGGUGAAAUUAACCAUAUAUGUAAAUUAACAGAAACAUACUUAAUCUGGACUGAAAUUUUUUAAGGAGUUAAUUAGAGAUGAAAUUGUUUGCUAAGCUUAUCCCAUUUCACUUCAGAAGUAUAAUUUGGGUUUCCAUUUCCAUUGCUUCAUUAGAAAGCAGAUCAUUUAAAAAGCACUCUGCCUUCAAGUGUCUUUCCUGUUAUACAAUUUUUUGGAAAAUACAAAGAGAAUUCCAUAAAUGUAAUUGGAGGAUACCUCCUAAAACUAUUUCCACAUGGUUUAUCUAAAUCAUUGUUUCUGGUAUUUAUGGCUUCUAAAAUGAAGUUGUAUCAACUAAUAGUUGAAGAAUAAGUGUGUUUAUUUUUACUUUGAAUGAAAUUAUUAUGUACCCACAUAAAUAUAUAACAUGUUUAAAAAUAAAACUCUUAGAGAAUUUUCUGAAGCUCUGAUUUGACUCUAAGGGUUUCAAUUAUAGAAACAUCAAGUCAAGAUGAGCUCUACUGUCAGUGUAUUAGACAGUUCUGUGCAAUAGGUGAGGCUUUUAUUAUUCCAGAAAAGCCUACUGAUAGACUACCCCAGCGUCAUAAAGAUUGCAAUUGACAUGUAGGUACUCUGUAGGUAACAAGCCAUUCUCACCUGUCACUCAGGGAGAUGUGUCAGCAAUAUGGACCUGUUACCAAGAAGGUGAACAUGAUCCGGGGUUGCGUUAGCUGGAACCUACGUAGCACACAAGAACCAUGAAAUUCACUCACCCUGUUCAACAUUGAUUAGGUCUAUGUUAGAGCCUAAUUUGAGUUCCAUAUUUUAAACCCAAUAUUAGGAAGUUGGAGAUGGGCCAGGGAAAAGCAAUGAAGAUUAUUUGAAAGUAAAAAACUUAUCUAUGCUGAAAACUGAAACACAGUGGAAUUUUUUGUAACCAAGAAAGGAAAGCAUAAAAGUACUUUUGCGUGUGUCCUCAUGUGGAGCAAAAUUGAGACUGAAAAGUGCCUCUUACCCUAAAUCUAUCUUAUAAGGUGAAGGUCUUAGCAUCAUUAGAAGAAGCAGCCAGGAUAUCAGGGCUGAUUGUUCUUUAACUAUUUCUUAAAUCUCUCACCUGCUCACUGAAAAUACAGGAGUGUGAGGGCCUGGUGUCUUAUCAGCUGUUAAUUCUGAAAGUAAUUCCAAAGCCAAAUCUGAGCCAGAAGUAAAAGUAAGCUACUAAUGGGGCAAGAAAGAAGGUAGGUCAGCAGUUAUGAGAAAGGAAGUCUUGUCCCUCCUGUUCAUUCAGAGGGAGGCCUGGGCUAGCCACUGCAGACAAAGAUGAAGAGAGGUCCCAGCCCUCAUGGAGCUCACUGUCAAGAACCCGCCAACACAGUUGGCAGUACUGAAGUACUUAGCUUUAGUACUGAAGUGCUUAGCUUUAGUACUGAAGGAUAUUUAGGAGUUUGCCAGAAGAGCGAUGAGAGAACAGCAGACACAGACAGAGUCGUGAUGAAGCACCACGUGGGACGGUCCUGCUGGUGGAGCGGCAAGUUUGACCAGGAAGCAAAGAUUAUAGUUGGAUUCUUAGGUAGGUGUCAAACUGUGAUUUUUUUUUCAGAAAGGAAAGUGGUUGAUACUCUGCUGUCGGUGGCAAGCCAUGUGUCUUAUUUCAGACUUAUGUCUUAGAAAGACCUUCUAGGGCUGUUUGGUGAAUGGCCUUGCCCUGCUUGGGGUCGGAGGAGGGCAUGGCCUGAGCAGAUGUAGGGAGAACAGUAAGGAGCCAUAGGCUGAAGGUCUGUCUCAGGGAGUACCUGUGGAGACAAGGAAAGGUGGAUGGAACAUAGACACUGUAGGAAAAGAUAGGCUUGCACAUGUUACAACUGCAAAGAAAUAAAUAUUUCAGGUGAUACAUAUUCUAAUUAGCCUGAUUUGAUCAUUUCACAAUGUAUACAUACAUCAAAAUAUCACAUUAUACCCCAUAAAUAUAAACAACUAUUAUUAGUUCAUUAAAAAUAAAACAAAAAAUAAUUCAGGGGGAAAAAUCAAUAGGUCUUGGCAAGUCAAGUGGCAGGGUGGUAAUUGAGAGCGAUCAAUUAAUAAGGAUGCUUGGAGGUGGUGCUAUAGACCAGGAAUGGAAUUGUUUAUCUAUAAAUUUCCUGUUACUGCUCUAACAAAUUGCCACCAAUUUAGUGCCUUAAUACAAUAUAAAUAUGUUAUCUUAUAAUUCCAGAAGUCAAAAGUCUGAAAUGGAUUUCAAUGGGCUGAAUCUUCUAGGGAAGAAUCUUUCCUUUCCUCUUCCAGCUCCUAGAGGCUGUUCACAUUCUUAGUUUCAUGGCCCCUUUCCAUCUUCAAAACUUGGGAUUGCCAGUCAAGUCUUUCUCACAUUAAAUUACUCUACACUGAUUUUUCUGCCUCCCUCUUUAUAGGACCCUUGUGAUUACAUAGAGUCCACAGGAUAAUCUCCCCAUCUCAAGAUCCGUAACCUAAUCACAUCUGCAAAAUUCUUUUUGCCUUAUGAGAUAGCAUAUUCGAAGAUUCUGGGAAUUAGAACUUUCGCAUCUUUGGGAGGCCUUUAUUCCGCCUACCACAGUUGGGAUGGAGAGAGCGGUCCCAGUUUGGGCUUGUGGUCUGGUCUAGGAAAUCAUCAAACUUUCACCAGCAGCUGCAAAGAUCAAGCAACUGAACUCACUUCUUUGACUGUGGGAAGCAAGUAGUCAUGUAGAUGAAGCACUGAUCCCUCAUCUGCAAGGAAGCUACUAGAGAAUGUGCUCUACAAAAUGAGGAUGUAAACCAACAAAGAGGAAACCAUGGGAUCCAGGAAACGGGGGCCCCAACACAGGAGAGAGGCACAGGGAUUUCGCAAGAUGGUGUUAAAAAGAAGCCCCAGGACAACAGAACCCGAUGACCUCCGAGGGGACCCUGCACUCAGCCAUCAAAGUGCUCCUACCCACCUGGAUGCUCAUAAUUCAAUGGUAGAUGCAGGUGGAGUUGAGAACAUCACGCAGCUUCCCCUGGAGCUUCCUCAGAUGAUGGCUGCAGCAGCUGAUGGUUUGGGGAGUAUAGCGAUAGACACGACCCAGCUCAACAUGUCCGUGACAGAUCCGACAGCCUGGGCUACAGCCAUGAAUAACCUGGGCAUGGUUCCCGUGGGGUUGCCUGGACAGCAGCUCGUGUCUGACUCCAUCUGUGUCCCAGGCUUUGACCCAAGCCUCAACAUGAUGACUGGAAUCGCCCCCAUUAACCCGAUGAUACCAGGCCUUGGACUGGUACCUCCCCCGCCGCCAACAGAAGUGGCGGUUGUCAAGGAAAUCAUCCACUGCAAGAGCUGUACUCUUUUUCCUCAAAAUCCGAAUCUUCCACCUCCUUCCACAAGAGAACGACCUCCUGGGUGUAAGACUGUAUUUGUCGGAGGAUUACCGGAAAAUGCUACUGAAGAAAUUAUUCAAGAAGUCUUUGAACAGUGCGGUGAUAUUACAGCAAUUCGGAAGAGCAAGAAGAAUUUUUGUCACAUUCGCUUUGCAGAGGAAUUCAUGGUUGAUAAAGCCAUUUACCUUUCUGGUUACAGGAUGCGAUUGGGGUCUAGCACCGACAAAAAGGAUUCAGGCCGCCUUCAUGUGGACUUUGCCCAGGCCAGAGAUGACUUCUAUGAGUGGGAAUGCAAGCAGAGGAUGCGCGCCCGGGAGGAGCGGCACCGGCGCAAGCUGGAGGAGGACCGGCUCCGGCCCCCGUCCCCGCCCGCCAUAAUGCACUACUCGGAGCACGAAGCCGCUCUGCUGGCCGAAAAGCUGAAAGAUGAUAGCAAGUUUUCAGAGGCCAUCACAGUGCUGCUUUCCUGGAUUGAACGAGGGGAAGUGAAUCGGCGCUCUGCGAACCAGUUCUAUUCCAUGGUGCAGUCAGCCAACAGCCACGUCCGCCGGCUAAUGAAUGAAAAAGCCACGCAUGAGCAGGAGAUGGAGGAAGCCAAGGAGAAUUUUAAAAAUGCCUUAACUGGGAUUCUCACUCAAUUUGAGCAGAUUGUGGCCGUUUUCAACGCUUCUACCAGACAAAAAGCUUGGGACCAUUUCUCGAAAGCCCAGCGCAAGAACAUAGACAUUUGGCGAAAGCAUUCUGAGGAGCUCCGGAAUGCUCAAAGCGAGCAGCUCAUGGGCAUCCGCCGCGAAGAAGAAAUGGAAAUGUCUGAUGAUGAGAAUUGUGACAGCCCUACCAAAAAAAUGAGAGUCGACGAGUCAGCCCUGGCCGCUCAGGCCUACGCUCUGAAAGAGGAGAAUGACAGUCUCCGCUGGCAGCUGGAUGCCUACAGGAACGAGGUGGAGCUCCUGAAACAAGAGAAGGAGCAGCUUUUCCGAACAGAAGAAAACCUCACCAAGGACCAGCAGCUGCAGUUCCUGCAGCAGACCAUGCAAGGCAUGCAGCAGCAAUUGCUAACCAUCCAGGAGGAAUUAAACAACAAAAAGUCAGAAUUGGAACAAGCAAAGGAAGAGCAGUCACAUACACAAGCGUUACUAAAAGUCCUCCAGGAACAAUUAAAAGGUACCAAGGAAUUGGUCGAGACCAAUGGCCACAGCCAUGAGGAUUCAAAUGAAAUCAAUGUGUUGACCGUUGCAUUGGUCAACCAAGACCGAGAGAACAAUAUUGAGAAGAGAAGCCAAGGCUUAAAAUCAGAGAAAGAAGCUCUGCUAAUAGGUAUCAUAUCAACGUUUCUUCAUGUCCAUCCUUUCGGAGCCAAUAUAGAAUAUCUUUGGUCCUACAUGCAGCAACUGGACUCCAAGAUAUCUGCAAAUGAAAUAGAAAUGCUUUUGAUGAGGCUGCCACGCAUGUUCAAACAGGAAUUCACAGGCGUGGGAGCCACGCUGGAAAAAAGAUGGAAAUUGUGUGCCUUUGAAGGAAUUAAAACUACCUAACUGUGAAGAGCAAAACAUCUCUGGAAAUGAACCCAUGUGAACUUGGCCAGGGCUGUGCAACGGGGGAGCAGGACGUGUGGGAUUGGUCCAGCACGCAACCUUUGUGGAGACAUGGAAGCCUGCCUUUAGUUAUAUCUGUGGCGUUCUCUUGUGAGUGGAAAUGUAAUUGUGUACCAGUUCCUUAAAAUAAACAAAGCUUCAUACUGUGACAGAUUUGUUACCUAUGAAAACCAAACAAUGAUUCCACAGUCAUAAUGAUGGCAAAAUCUUACAAUAUGCUACAUUUGAGAAUAUCUCACCAAGCAGAAUAUUUAAAGUUAAUGAUGGUGUAGCGAUGAUUGUUGCUAGGCUGCAGACUUGUAUAUGUGAUGUAUAGCUGAAACCAUUAGAUGACAUUUUCCUGAAAGUCUUUCUGUUUUAGUUAAAAAAAAAAAAAAGAGAAAAAAAUAAUUUUACAGUAAGGGAAAAUCGCACCAAAAGAAAACUUGAAUAUGUGUCUAAACAGUUAUUGUAUUUUGUAAAUUAAGUUAUAUGCUGUUCCAGGGACUUUUGCCUUAUUGAAGAGGCAGAAAAUAUGACUGGACACAUUGAGAAUGCUUUAUCAAGAAUAUUAUUUUUCUAAUGUAACAAUUCUCCAUCAUAAGUUCUUUUAACAUGGACUGCAUAACAGUUUUCAUAAAGUGUAAAUAAAGGAAAAACUAGUGUUAUUGUCUUGUACUUGGUAUGUAACAGUCAGGUUUAUGCAUCAAAUAAACAUUCAGUAAAUACUCCUGUUACAAAUUUUAUAGCAAAGAUAUUAAAUUUUUUUCAAUAAAUAUGACUUCUACCAUA
This is a messenger RNA of Callithrix jacchus (white-tufted-ear marmoset), 9616 nucleotides long. RefSeq names its product ecto-NOX disulfide-thiol exchanger 1 (gene ENOX1). NCBI's taxonomy places the organism in Eukaryota, Metazoa, Chordata, Mammalia, Primates, Cebidae. Gene Ontology annotation, molecular function: RNA binding; NADH dehydrogenase activity; protein disulfide isomerase activity. Gene Ontology annotation, cellular component: external side of plasma membrane; plasma membrane. Gene Ontology annotation, biological process: ultradian rhythm. The record is from RefSeq and is a predicted model, not a curated record.